Molecule: messenger RNA, 3267 nt
Organism: Rhodotorula graminis WP1
Lineage: Eukaryota; Fungi; Basidiomycota; Microbotryomycetes; Sporidiobolales; Sporidiobolaceae
Exons: 6
Coding region: 1-3267 (1088 amino acids)
Biological process (GO): cytoplasmic stress granule assembly
Cellular component (GO): cytoplasmic stress granule
Molecular function (GO): RNA binding
Source: RefSeq, a predicted model, not a curated record
AUGUACUCCAAGAGCACCUCGCUCGCAAAGGGCCCCAAGCACACCCACUCGCCCGCCCAGGACCGCUUCACCUGGAUCCUCCUUGCCCUCGUCGGCCACCCGGUCAUCGCCACCGUCAAGGGCGGCACCCGCAUCAAGGGCAUCCUCGCGGCCGCCACCCCGGACGGCAACGACCUCUCGCUCGCGCUCCGCCACGCCUCGUACCUCGACGACGCGCCCUCGUCGACCCCGAACCCGAACCCGCCCAAACCCUCGAUCCUCAUCACCGCGCGCGACCUCGUCGCCCUCGAGGCCGCAGACGCCCAGCUCGACUGGCUCGGCCCCACCCCCGCCGCCGCCGCCGCCGCCGCGUCGUCCUCGUCGUCCGCCUCGUCGUCGACCAACGGCGCCCAGCCCGGCGCCGGCGCCGGCGGCCCCUCGUCCUCAGCGUCGUCCUCGUCGCGCCCGACGAGCGCCACCACCGCCGCCCUCAAGCGCGACUCGUUCCGCACCGACACCGACAUCUCGGGCUCGCAGCGCCUCGGCAAGGAGCGCCAGCUCCAGGCGUGGGGGGGCGCCCACGACGGCGGCGACGGCGCCGGCGCAGGCGCAGCCGACGACUCGGGCUGGGGCGCCACGACGGGCGCAGACGACUUUGCGCUCGAGGGCGGCCUCCUCGAGGACGACCAGCUGCGCCGCUCGGGGCGCGCGGGCACGGGCGCGGCGGGCAAAGGGUGGGACCAGUUCGCGGCCAACGAGCGCCGGUUCGGCCUCAAGACGGACUACGACGACGAGAUCUACACGACCAGGCUCGACCGGUCCGGGUCCGACUUUAAGCAGCGCGAGCUGCGCGCCGCACAGCUCGAGCGCGAGAUCCUCAAGGGCGGCUCCUCGGGCUCGGGCGCGGGAGGUCUGGCCGGCAACGCGCACGUCGCCGAGGAGCGAGGCGAGGUCGUCGACGUCGACGGUGGGGACGAGGAGGCGCGGUACGGCGCCGUGCAGCGCGCAGACGGCGCGUAUGUCCCGCCCGGCGCCCGCAAGGCCGCCCUCGCGCGGCUUCAGAACGGCUCGAGCGCGUCGGCCGCCUCGUCCUCGUCGUCGUCGGCGGCGGCGGCGGCGUCCCGCGUCCCGCCGCCCGCCUCGGCCGCGUCGCGGAUCCCGCCCUUGUCGUCGUCCGCCUCGGCCGCGUCGUCGUCCGCGGCCAACGCCGGCGCCGGCGCCGGUGCGUCGUCCGCCCUGCCCUCGAUCAACGCGCCGCCGCACACGAGCGCCACCGAGGGCAACAAGGGCCUCCAGCACGAGCUGCAGAACUUUGUCACGAGCGAGCGCGUGCGGGUCGAGCAGAAGAAGGAGCAGAUGAAGCUCGCCCAGCAGCAGCAGCAGCAGCAGGCGCUCCAGGCGCGCAAGGAGCAGGACUCGAAGUUGGCGAGCUUGCUCCAGUGGAGCCAGACGUUCAAGAACCCGUACCCGCUCCCGGACGACCUCGCCGUCGUCAUGGGCAAGAGGCCUGCUGCCGGCGGCGACCACAAGGCCCUGUCGACCCAGAGCAACGCCUCGCCUGCCGUCUCGCCCGCCCACACGAACCGCACGCUCCCCGCCGCCGGCGGCCACGGCCACUCGCCGUCGCCCUCGUCGACCCCGGCCCCGGCACCGGCACACCCGCCCAAGUCGUCGGUCCUCCAGGCCAAGGCCAAGCCGUUCAUCGCCGAGAUCCCGCCGUUCAACCCGCAGCGCGCCGCCGCCAAGGGCGGCGCCAAGUCGCCCGACGCCCCCGCCGCCGCUGCUGCUGCCCCUUCUCCUGCGCCGGCCGCAUCCCCCUCGACCUCGGGCGCCGCGCUCCAGGCCAAGGCGCCGACGACCAAGCUGAGCGCGGCGAGCGCCGCGUUCGUGUUCAAGCCCAACCCGGGCGCGGCCACGUUCACGCCUGGCGGCGGCGCCGGCCCGUCCUCGUCGUCCACGUCGGCGGCGCCCGUCGUUGCCCGCAAGGCAGCCGCCUCGCCGGCCCCGCCGCCGCCGCUCGUCUCGAUCGAGCCGCCGCCGGCCCCGACGAGGUCGGCGCCCGUCGUCGCGGCCAACCCGUUCUUCGGCACCAAGCAGAUCAAGAAGGGCUCGUCGUCGAUGCACGUCAAGGAGGACUUUACGCCGUUCAAGCACCACGGCUCGCUCGCCGACCCGGGCGCCGUCCUCCCCAACUGGGCCGGCUUCACGGGCAAGCCGUACCGCGCCAUCUUCCCGCCCCAGCUCGUCGGCGGCGGAGCAGCCGGACCUGGGCCCGUGCCCGGACUCGGGCUCGGACUCGUGCCGGGCAUGCAGCCGCCGCCGCAGCCGCACAUGGCGCAGCCGCAGCACCUCGGCGGCCCGCCUGGCCCACCGCCGCACAUGUUUGGCGGCGGCGGCGGCGGCCCCCUCGCCGCGGGGAUGCGGCUGCACGAUGUGCGGCUGCGCGCCGCCCAGCAGCAGCACCACCACCACCAGCAGCAGCAGCACCCUCAGCACCCGCAGCACCCGCAGCACCACCUCCACCUCCAGCAGCAGCAGCAGCAGCAGCAGCACAUGGGCGGCGCGCCGAGCGGCAUGAUGGACCCGAACGGCGCGGCGGCCAUCGCGGCGGCGCAGGCGGCGCACCAACAGGCGCAGCAACUGCAGCAGGCGCACCAACAGGCCAUGAUGCAGCACGCUGGCGCUGCAGGAGGAGGAGGAGGAGGACAAGGACAAGGAGGGCCGUUCAACCCGCAGGCGGCGGCGGCGGCGGCCAUGGCGGCGGCGGGCUUUCGUCCGCCGCCGGGCGGGUUCAUGCUGCAGCAGCAGGGAGGAGGAGGACAGGGGCCGGGACCGGGGCAGGGCCACAUGAGCCACGGCGGGCCGCCGUCGCGUGGUCCGGGGCCGGGGCCUGGACAAGGGCAGGGGCAGGGGCAGGGGGCCAUGGCGCCGCCGUCCUUUGGAGGGUUCGGCGGGCCGGGAGGACCGAUGCCGCCGUUUGCGCCGCCGCCGCCGCCGGGGAGCGGUGCGCCGAUGUUCACGUCGCCCAACAUGCAGGCGUCGUCGCCGCACCCUGCGCACGCGGGCAUGCCCAACGGCGGCGGAGCAGGAGGACCGCAGCCGGGCGGCCAGGGUCAGCAGGGGCAGGGCCGCCCGCCGUACAUGCCGUGGACGCCGCCGUUUGUGCCCGUCGCCGGGCCGGGCGCGCCGAGUGGGCCGGGAGGAGGAUCGGGAGGACCGCAGAACGGUAUGGGCCCGCAGGGUGCGCCGUCCGCGCCGCCGCAGCCGCAGCAGCAGGCGCAGCAGUAG